Xiphophorus hellerii (green swordtail) is the source of this 2877-nucleotide messenger RNA. RefSeq names its product serine/threonine kinase 32C (gene stk32c). NCBI's taxonomy places the organism in Eukaryota, Metazoa, Chordata, Actinopteri, Cyprinodontiformes, Poeciliidae. The transcript has 12 exons. Bases 477 to 1796 code for a protein of 439 amino acids. The record is from RefSeq and is a predicted model, not a curated record. Gene Ontology annotation, molecular function: G protein-coupled receptor binding; G protein-coupled receptor kinase activity; ATP binding. Gene Ontology annotation, biological process: protein phosphorylation; regulation of signal transduction; G protein-coupled receptor signaling pathway.
AAAUGUCUAAAAGCGUCCCUGUCGCAGCGACUUUUAUUUUCUUAAGCAAAUUGUCUCUGCUUCCGGUCUUUAUUUGCAGCUUAACGCAGCUUCCACUCGCGGCAGCAACGAUGAGCUGGAAGCGUAUUGGUCUGUCUGCGGAAGACAGCUGAGCGCUACAAACAUCGAGUCACUGUUUGAACAUCCAGCUCCAACUUACAGAACACUGUCAGAUCCCAACACAUCCACAAAACCCGCUCGCUUCACUUCCCGUCAUCUCAUCCGAAAUUACUUUCACCAUCCUCAUCCUCAUUUACUCGCGCUGCUUCAGAUUAUCGGCUGAAAAAACAGGGGAACACGGACAGAUAAAAAGAAAACAUCCCCCAAACCAAACGGAGUCUGGUGAAAUGCGCGGCUGCCUGUUUUUUAAGGAGGAGGGUGUCCAACGCUGAGCUGUAGUUUCUCUCCAAGAGGCGAGGAAUGCAAUCUGAGCAUCAAUGUUUCACUGGGGCAAGUGGAAGAAGAGGAUGGGAGCCAACAGUUCUUCAAAGAGACCAGUGUUCGACGAGAAGGAAGAUGUAAACUUUGAUCACUUCCAGAUUUUGCGGGCAAUCGGAAAAGGGAGCUUCGGAAAGGUAUGCAUUGUGCAAAAGAGGGACACAGAGAAGAUGUACGCCAUGAAGUACAUGAACAAACAGCAGUGCAUAGAGAGAGAUGAGGUCCGAAACGUCUUUAGAGAGCUUGAGAUCCUACAGGAAAUUGAACAUGUAUUUUUAGUAAAUCUCUGGUACUCCUUCCAGGAUGAGGAGGACAUGUUCAUGGUGGUCGACCUCCUGCUCGGAGGAGACCUGCGCUACCACCUGCAGCAGAACGUCCAGUUCGGCGAAGACGCCGUCAAGCUCUACCUGUGUGAGAUGACUCUGGCCCUGGACUACCUGCGGAGCCAGCACAUCAUCCACAGAGAUGUAAAGCCGGACAAUAUCCUUUUAGAUGAACAAGGUCACGCUCACCUGACAGAUUUCAACAUAGCGACCAUAAUAAAGGACGGAGAGAGAGCCACAGCGCUGGCUGGAACCAAGCCCUACAUGGCUCCAGAGAUCUUCCAGUCGUUUGUCAGCGGAGGUACAGGCUACGCUUUUGAAGUCGACUGGUGGUCGUUGGGGGUGACGGCCUUUGAGGUGCUGCGUGGAUGGCGACCGUACGAUAUCCAUGCCAGCAACUCUGUGGAGUCUCUGAUCCAGCUCUUCAGCACGGUGAGCGUCCAGUACAGCCCGGCCUGGCCCAAAGACCUGGUGGCACUACUGAGGAAGCUGCUGACUGUGAACCCAGAGCAUCGGUUUUCCAGUCUGUCUGAUAUGCAGACGUCUCCAUACCUCGCCGCCGUCAACUGGGACGCUGUGUACGAGAAGAAGAUGGAACCUGGAUUCGUUCCUAAUAAAGGUCGGCUCCACUGCGACCCCACCUUUGAGCUGGAGGAGAUGAUCCUGGAGUCGCGACCCCUCCACAAGAAGAAGAAGAGGCUGGCUAAGAACCGCUCUCGAGACAACAGCAAGGAUUCACAGUCUGAGAACGACUACCUACAGGAGUGCCUUGAAGUGGUGCAGCAAGAGUUCAUGAUCUUCAACCGCGAGAGGUUGAAAAGGCGCCAGGAGGAGGGCCAGGAGGAGGCCGGGGGCGACGACCCCAGCGCUGACAGGGACGACGAGGCGGAAACUGGGGUCGCCGAAGACAACGCGCAGGAUCCGGACCCAGAGCCGGAGUCCUCCUCCAAACUGAGCAUGUGCGGCUCCGUGUGCUCGUCCCCCGGCAGCUGCUAGCCCACACAGCGACGGAUCUGUCUGUGCCGUGCCAAUAGAUCCCCCCCUUCACCUCUCUCCUCUGUCGCUGAGGAAACGCACAUGGAAGAGAGGGCCGGGUGGGCGAAAUGACCCAAAAUGGCUGCCCCAGUGUUCCGUCUCUUUUACUUUCCGUAGCAUCUUUCUGGUAAGGCAUGAAUGAAGCAGAUCCCCAGAGACUCUUUGUGCUCAUAGAGUAAGCUCUAACUUCUAUGCAAUGUAACAUUAUAGCAUGAUAAAUAAGGUUUUCACUCACUGGGAGGUGUUGAUCGUAACCACGGUGGCAUCCUGAGCAACAUCGGCCCACAGCUUAAAGCUGCAGUAUGUAACUUUUAUUUAAAAAUUAAAUAUGUUUUUUAUAUAUUUGUUAAAAUUGUCACCAUGUUGUAAUAUGAGACAGAUAAUCUGUGAAAAAAUCAAUCUCCCCCACCUCUACAUUGAGCUACUAAUGCCGUCUGAAAAAAUGCAUAAAAACAACCAAUCAGCACCAGGAGGUGGGUCUUAAUGGUGUGAAUCAAUCUCAUGUACUCGCUGCUAAAUGUAAAAAUGGUGGAGAAGCAACUUACCUUUACAGGAAAGCCAUUUAUCAACUUUCACCAGUAGCUAAGCUAACUAGCCUGAACAUUCACUACAUUCUCUGCUAGCUGCAGGGUCACACAAGAUUAUGAUUGACAGCGCUAAGACUCGCCUCCUGGCUCUGAUUGGUUGUUUCUAGUUUGCACCAGGGUUAUGAUAGUUUUUAGUUGAGUCUGAUUUUGUUGUGACCUUUUGUUUGUCUAACUCAGGUAGUCGUAAAUAGUUUUUAUAGUGUGUUUGCUAGUUAUCAUUAGCUAAAUAUUAGUUUUAGUUUAGUUUUUAUUAGUUGUAAAUUUUUGUCAUUAUCUGGUUAAUUCAAAUAGGUAAAAGUAAUAUAUUGUGAUUAUGCAGACAUUGAUUAGCCAAUGAAUGUUUAACAGAAGAUACAAUUUUAAAAAUAUAUAUAUAAAAUUAUUAACUAUUGCUGUCGUCAUUUUGCAAAAUUAAUGUAAUCUGCCGACAGCUGACAUAAACGGCAUGAGUGGGA